Messenger RNA from Lactuca saligna, 975 nucleotides. The record is from the annotation of a GenBank genome assembly. Lineage: Eukaryota; Viridiplantae; Streptophyta; Magnoliopsida; Asterales; Asteraceae.
AUGCUAAAAAGAGUUGAUCCCACCAACACAGUUCUAAUCACUUACUUACAAACCAUUGAUACUUCUGUUGAAACCGUGGUUCUUUUGGCUAGAGAAGAAGAGACGAAGACUAAGCGUUCGAAGAAGGUUGCUACUGAAUCUUCUGAGAAACCUGUCAAAGAAUCAAAAUCAACAAAAAGUCCAACGAAGUUACCAAUUACAGAAGCCGAGCCAAUCCAAAUCGAAGUUGUUGUUGCUGAUACCCCAUCCACUCAAAAGAAAAUCAUUCCUUCGAAGACUGGUGUUUUUCGAAGAAUCAAGAUGAAGUCAAAACAUACGAUUCGAUCACCUCUUUCAAAUUUUGUUCGCAAACCGCAGGUUUCGCAUCAAGGAGUUAUCUUUUGUGAGAUUCCCGCACCUUCUUCACCAUCUUCUAAAAAGAGAAGGGCAAUUGAUAUGGCCAAACACAUAUCGAAGAAGAAGAAGAAGAAGAAGAAGAAGAAGAAGAAGAAGAAGAAGAGUAGGGUGAUUAUUUCAUCAGAGUCUACUACUGAUGAAAAUGAAACAAUUCCAGAAACACCAGAAGUUGAUCUUCAGAAAGAUUCUUCUCAUAUUGCAUCAACUGAUGUAAUAUCACCCGAAGUUUUGGUUGCCAAGACAGUUUCUGUGGAGGCACGAACUUUUGACAUUUUUGUAAACAUAUCUCAUAUGGAUGCAAAUGUCACAAUAGGUGAGGAUGCUUCGCACACUGGAGACAAAGGUAAACCUUCGGAUGUUACCAUAGAUAAUAUUGUUUCUUUACCUCCACAACGCACACCUGUCAUUCCUACUACAUCCACAACAGAUUCUCCUACCUUUGAAAACAUCAUCAAACAACCAAUCACAUCUCUUUUUUCUUCACAAUCCACUAAUCCACCUACCACCACUUCACCACUUCAAGAUUAUUCUGUCAUGGAAACUGAACAUGAGUCCGAAGGUUUUUGGAGGGGCAUUUGA